UCCUUACAAGCCCCACCUGAAAUUUAAAAAAAUUAAAAUCCCAAUUAGUGAUGAGGAUGAUGUCCCCAUCACGUCCUGGUUGUCUGUAUAAUGAAUCCUUUUACUAGCCGGAUUAAAUAUGUCCCAUAUUGCAGAAUGCAGCGUUUCGAUUUUUUAUGAACAACAAUCCAUGGAUUUUCUAGAUUUAGUCCUCUUAUUAUUGGUGCUAGUUGUGCCUGCAUUAGCAGAUCCAGAGGCUAAUCUCCUGCAAUCUGGAUGCAGUAAUGUCAAGAGCACCAGCGUAAAAGUAUUUCAGCAAAAUUUAAAUGCCAGUUUGGCAUCUGUGCUUCAAGCAGUGGCUUCAUCUGGCUUCGCUACAGAAGAGCAAGUCACAGGUUCAGAUCCAGUUUAUAUGUUGGCUCAGUGCAGACAGGAUAAAAAUUCAUCAGAUUGCGUUAAUUGUAUAACGGCCGCAGAGAAGCAAAUUCGAAAUUGCUCCAAUGUGUCCGGGGGAAGAACAAUCUAUGACGGUUGCUUCCUGCGAUAUGAAAGCAAUAAUUUUUAUACGCAGAGUACUGCUGAUGGAAAUUCACAGCAGUGCGGCAAUCAAAGUAUUAGAACGGAUGCCGAUUCGUUUUCUGUCACAAGUAAAAGUUUGUUAAGUGAUCUGUGCACUGCAACUCCGAAGACUAGUGAUUUCUUUGCUGCUCAGUUUCGAAAGGAUGCGUCGAAUAGAACAAUCUAUGGGCUUGCCUGGUGUUUGAAAUCUCUUACAAAGGAAGGCUGUACGAAUUGUCUGACCAUAGCGCAGACAAAUAUAGCGAAUUGUUUAUCUUAUUCGGAGGGACGUGCUGUGGACGCUGGUUGCUCUCUGCGUUAUGCUACUUACUCCUUUUUUUCAGACAACGCGACCACUGAUCUUGCACAAUUUUUGUCUACAGGUAGUAAAGUUAACUCUACCGUGUGGAUAAUAAUUGGGGUUGUGGGAGGCGUCAUUCUCAUCGCUGUCUUAUGCUCGCUGUUUUUCUUUCGACGGAGAGUGGUGGCAUAUUUUAGGCGGCCACCACAGAAACAAGUGAAUACUGAAACCGCAACUGAACUACGUGGACCCGUAGAUUUUGAUUACAAGAUACUGAGAAAAGCCACAAAUAACUUCGGUCCCGAAAACAAGAUUGGAGAAGGAGGGUUCGGGCAAGUAUAUAAGGGUACGCUGAAAAACGGCAAAGUCAUUGCAGUAAAGAAAUUAACUUUAAACCAAUCUGCGCGUGCGAUAUCAGAAUUCGAAAGCGAAGUGAAGCUGGUAUCGAAUGUUCAUCACAGGAAUCUGGUGCGCUUGCUGGGAUGCUGCAAUCAAGGCCCAGAGAAACUGCUUGUCUAUGAGUACAUGUCAAACAGUAGCCUUGACAGAAUAUUAUUUGGUGAAAGUGAAAAGAUACUAAGCUGGAAAGAAAGAUUUAACAUCAUAUUGGGCACUGCUCGAGGUCUCGCAUAUCUCCACGAAGAUUUUCAUGUGUGUAUCAUCCAUCGGGAUAUUAAAUCCAGCAAUAUAUUGCUGGACGACGACCUACAGCCUAAAAUUGCAGACUUUGGAUUAGCAAGACUUCUUCCCGAUGACAGAAGUCACCUUACGACAAGAAUCGCAGGGACUCUAGGAUACACAGCUCCAGAAUACGCGAUCCAUGGGCAAUUGACUGAGAAAGCUGACACCUACAGUUAUGGUGUGGUAGUUCUUGAGGUCAUUAGCGGGAGAAAAAGCAUUGACUUGAAGCAACCGCCCGAUAUGGAAUAUCUGCUGGAACGGGUAUGGAAGCUAUACGAAGGAGGAAAUAUUUUGGAUGUGGUAGAUAAAAGGAUGGAAGAAAAUGAAGAUUAUAAUGAAGAAGAGAUAUUGAAGAUGUUAAAGCUUGCACUGUUAUGCAUACAGGCUUCUGUUGUAGAUAGGCCAUCAAUGUCCCAGGUGGUGGCUAUGCUGGUGAGCGGGACAGACAUUGAUUACAAGAAACCGUUUCAACCUGCUUUCGUAGAUGUGGGGUAUAGAAUCCGCGGGGAACGUUCAAAUUCUGGCACAUCCUCCUCUCCGUCGAAUGCAAACAUUACAGAAUCGCUCGAUGCUCGUUAGCUGUAGCCGAUCCAGUUUACUGUAUGCAUCGUCAACAAAUAGCUUUACAUGAACUGAUAUAAAGAUCAGAAGCUAAUGGACGAUAUAUAUUUUGUAAAAGACCAAAUUUGUAUUUUAUAUUCUAAAUUUCAAAACGAGCAAUCAACAACAAUGGGAUGGUUUAAAUCAUCAUAUAUA
Cryptomeria japonica (Japanese cedar) is the source of this 2275-nucleotide messenger RNA. Its product is annotated as cold-responsive protein kinase 1. The coding region runs from base 119 to 2098 and encodes 659 amino acids. Lineage: Eukaryota; Viridiplantae; Streptophyta; Pinopsida; Cupressales; Cupressaceae. Gene Ontology annotation, molecular function: ATP binding; protein kinase activity. Gene Ontology annotation, biological process: protein phosphorylation. The record is from RefSeq and is a predicted model, not a curated record. The transcript has 7 exons.